AUUGUAGGGCAAAUUGUUUACAAUUUGAUACGUUAACCAAAGUAUAUAAAACCUCGGCCGUAAUAAUUAUGUGUCAUUGUUUUAAUCCAGUUUUUACCUAACUAAAAUUUCUCAAUAUUUAUAAUACAAUAAAAUGGCGUCAGUUUCAAGAAUAAAAUGGAUUGCAUUGAUAUUUGUUUUUGGAUGCCCAAGUACAUGCGAAUGCCUGAAAAUUGCUGUAAUUGGAGCAGGAGCAUCUGGGCUAACUAGUGCAAAGAAUGCCAUUGAACAGGGACAUGAAGUGUAUGUUUUCGAAAAGACUGCGGUACUCGGAGGCGUAUGGUAUUAUACAGAAGAUACCGGAAAAGACCAAUAUAAUGUUGUUAUUCACACACCGAUGUAUCGUGAUCUUAGAACAAAUGGACCGUAUCAAACGAUGGAGUUUUCUGAUUUUCACUUUCCACCAGGGACGCAAUCUUAUCCUUCACAUGAAGUUGUGUGGACAUAUUUAAAUUCGUAUGCGCAAACAUUUAAUGUUACGGAACGCAUAAAAUAUCAACAUUUGGUUGAGAAAGUUCGUUCAAUACCAAACAAUAAGUGGGAAAUAAGUGUAAAAAAUUUGAAGAAUAAUAAUCGAACGGAAACAAGUACAUAUGAUUCCGUGUUUGUUUGUAAUGGUGUUUGUUCUUCGCCAGUUUAUCCAAAUAUUCCAGGCAUCACAGAUUUCAAAGGAGAAUAUCUGCAUAGUCAUGAUUAUCGUAUACCAGAACCAUACAAAGGAAGGAACGUCCUAGUUGUAGGAGCUGGUGCAAGUGGAGUAGAGAUAGUACGUCAACUCUCAAGGGCUGGUAGCAAUGUGACGCUCAGCCGCCAUGAACGUCCUGAUGAAUCGGAAAAUUUGCGUAAACGACGUGAACAACUAUACGAAUGCACACUGAAAGACGAUGUCAAGCGUGUUACAGCCUACGGUGUUGAUUUUGAGGAUGGAACAAGUGAAAAAUAUGCAGCUAUUAUUUACGCCACAGGUUACGAGCAUAAAUAUCCAUUCCUGGACAAAAACACUGGAAUCCAGGUUAUUGAAAAUUACGUUCGACCUUUGUAUAAGCAAAUCUUGAAUAUUAAUCAUGCGACAAUGGCUUUUAUCGGGAUACCAAUAGUAGCAGCACAUAUGCACAUGUAUGAUUUACAGGCCCGUUUUGCGUUAAAAUUCAUCUCAGGAAGGAAAAAAAUGCCAACCAAAUCUACAAUGCAACAGGAUAUGUUAGCAAAAGAUGCAGAUCGUCGAAAUAAUAACAUUCCCCGAAGCAGAUCUCACGUUUUAUCAUGGAAUCACAAAAAGUAUUAUAGAGAACUGUCAAACACUGCUGGAAUCACAAAUGUACCAGAAGUCAUAUCAGAUAUAUUUACUAAUGGAUUGGAAAGUCUUAAAAAAGAUGCACGUGAAUAUCGGACUUAUAAAUAUAUCAUAAAUGAUGACGGAACAUUUGAUAAAGUAAAAGAAUAGAUUCAACUUGAAAUAUUAUAUUCAGUGGAACAAAUAUUGUUGCUUGAAUUUGAAAAUGUUCUUACAAUAACAAAGCUAAAUUAACAAUUAAUAAAAGAAAGAAUG
Messenger RNA from Contarinia nasturtii (swede midge), 1588 nucleotides. Its product is annotated as senecionine N-oxygenase-like. The transcript has 7 exons. Gene Ontology annotation, molecular function: flavin adenine dinucleotide binding; NADP binding; N,N-dimethylaniline monooxygenase activity. Bases 134 to 1483 code for a protein of 449 amino acids. Lineage: Eukaryota; Metazoa; Arthropoda; Insecta; Diptera; Cecidomyiidae. The record is from RefSeq and is a predicted model, not a curated record.